Molecule: messenger RNA, 2268 nt
Organism: Panicum hallii
Lineage: Eukaryota; Viridiplantae; Streptophyta; Magnoliopsida; Poales; Poaceae
Product: probable indole-3-acetic acid-amido synthetase GH3.4
Exons: 3
Coding region: 145-2016 (623 amino acids)
Cellular component (GO): cytoplasm
Molecular function (GO): acid-amino acid ligase activity
Source: RefSeq, a predicted model, not a curated record
AGCUUGAUCUCACACUAGCUUGCCACUGAUCGAUCACUUGCCACUCGAGAGCGACCGAGCGAGGGGGGGAGAGAGAGAGAGAGAGCCUGUCGCGAGCUAGCCUAGCUACACGACACAACCAGCGGCGCGCCAGCGGGGAGAGACAUGCCGGAGGCGCCGGGCGCCAUGCGAGAAGCGGCGGCGGCGGCGGCGCCCGAGGCGCACCGCGAGGCGCUCGAGUACAUCGAGCGCGUGACGGCGGGCGCGGGCCAGGUGCAGCGCCGCGUGCUGGCGGAGAUCCUGGCGCAGAACGCGCCGGCCGAGUACCUGCGCCGCCUGGGCGUCGCGGGGGACGCGCCGGGCGCCGCCGAGGCGUUUCUCCGCGCCGCGCCGCUCGUCACCUACGAGGACAUCCUCCAGGACGUCCUUCGCAUCGCCAACGGCGACACCUCGCCCAUCCUCUCCGGCAAGCCCAUCCGCGAGUUCCUCACCAGCUCCGGCACGUCGGGAGGGGAGCGGAAGCUGAUGCCGUCGAUCGCCGACGAGAUGGACCGACGCUCUCUGCUCUACAGCCUGCUCAUGCCGGUCAUGAGCCAGGCCGUGCCCGGGCUGGACAAGGGCAAGUGCAUGUACCUCUACUUCGUCAAGGCGGAGUCGCGCACGCCGGCCGGCCUCCCGGCGCGCCCGGUGCUCACGAGCUUCUACCGGAGCCGCCACUUCCUCGAGCGCCCGCACGACCCCUACACCGUGUACACCAGCCCCGACGUGGCCGUCCUCUGCGUGGACGCGUACCAGAGCAUGUACGCGCAGCUGCUCUGCGGCCUCGUGCACCGCGCCGACGUGCUCCGCGUGGGCGCCGUCUUCGCGUCAGGCUUCCUCCGCGCCAUCCGCUUCCUGGAGAAGCACUGGCAGCGCCUGUGCCGCGACAUCCGCGCCGGCACGCUCGACGCCGAGAUCACCGACCGCUCCGUGCGCGCCGCCGUGGAGCGCGUGCUCCGCGCCGACCCGGCGCUCGCCGACGCGGUCGAGGUCGAGUGCGCCAAGCCGUCGUGGGAGGGCAUCAUCCGGAGGGUGUGGCCCAGCACCAAGUACAUCGACGUCAUCGUCACCGGCGCCAUGGCGCAGUACAUCCCCACGCUCGAGUUCUACGGCGGCGGCCUGCCGCUGACGUGCACCAUGUACGCUUCGUCCGAGUGCUACUUCGGCAUCAACCUCAACCCGAUGUGCAAGCCCAGCGACGUCGCCUACACCCUCAUCCCCACGAUGGGAUACUUCGAGUUCCUCCCCGUCAGCUCCUCCGCCGCCGAGCCACACCACCGCGACCUCGUGGACCUCGUCGACGUCAAGCUCGGCCACGAGUACGAGCUCGUCGUCACCACCUACUCCGGGCUGUAUCGCUAUCGCGUGGGCGACGUGCUGCGCGUUGCCGGGUUCAAGAACCAGGCGCCCAUGUUCAACUUCGUGCGCCGCAAGAACGUGGUGCUGAGCAUCGACUCCGACAAGACCGACGAGGCGGAGCUGCACGCGGCCGUGGCCGGCGCGGUGCAGCACCUGGCCCCGUUCGGCGCGUCGCUGGUGGAGUACACGAGCUACGCGGACGCGGCCACCAUCCCGGGCCACUACGUGCUGUUCUGGGAGCUCCGCGGCGGCGGCGCGACGCCCGUGCCGGCGUCGGUGUUCGAGGACUGCUGCCUCGCCGUGGAGGAGGCCCUGAACAGCGUCUACCGGCAGGGCCGCGCCGCCGACCGCUCCAUCGGGCCGCUGGAGAUCCGCGUGGUCUCGGAGGGCACGUUCGACAAGCUCAUGGACUACGCGCUCGCCCGCGGUGCGUCCAUCAACCAGUACAAGGCGCCCCGGUGCGUGCGCCCGGGCCCCCUGGUGGAGCUGCUUGACGGCCGGGUGCAGGCCCGCUACCUGAGCCCCAAGUGCCCCAAGUGGAGCCCGGGCGGAGGCAAGCAAUGGAGCAGCAACGCCGCCGCCGCCGUCGUCACGAAGGCGGCCGACAUCAAUGCCGGAUCAGGGGCGGUCGUCGCCUGAUGGAUCGGAGCUGCUAGGAUUUAGCCGGCUAAUCUUGGAAAUCGUUAGUGGGAGGCUGUGACCGAUCGAUCCGAGCCGUGCAUGGCAACGAGUGAUUAUAGCUAGCUAAUCAUCGAGUGCGGUAGCUUCAUUAUUGUACGCGUCGUCUGUUCAUCGUGGCGUUUUGUUUCUUUCUCUUUUCUGUGGUUUUGUAAUAAAGCCGUAGUGACCUGUGCCCCUUUUGUUUUUAUCAGAUCUUGGCAUGUUGUGUUA